Messenger RNA from Chenopodium quinoa (quinoa), 1681 nucleotides. RefSeq names its product rac-like GTP-binding protein ARAC7. Gene Ontology annotation, cellular component: plasma membrane; cytoplasmic vesicle; cell cortex. Lineage: Eukaryota; Viridiplantae; Streptophyta; Magnoliopsida; Caryophyllales; Amaranthaceae. Gene Ontology annotation, molecular function: protein kinase binding; GTPase activity; GTP binding. The transcript has 8 exons. Bases 573 to 1199 code for a protein of 208 amino acids. Gene Ontology annotation, biological process: establishment or maintenance of cell polarity; regulation of cell shape; cortical cytoskeleton organization. The record is from RefSeq and is a predicted model, not a curated record.
GACAGUUGGAUCCCAACCCCCUAACUCAACCGUGAGAGACAUUGUGCCGUUGUACUAAGUGGGUCCUUUACUACAAAGCCACCUACUCUUUAAUUUUUUUUAAUUAAAAAUUUCAUCUUAUCUCCCUUUCAAAAAAAAUAUUUCUGUUGGAUUUUGAAAUUUAUUGAGAGGGAUGAAAAAGUGUGUAAUUUUCCAGUUUACCAAGAAUUGAACACACACCCUCCUUUGACUCCUUGCAUUGCACACUUUCUCUCUCUCCUAAUUUUCUUAUUACUAGUAAUAUUAAUUGAAAGCCCAAAAAAUAAAAAAUAAAAAUAAAAAACAGCUCUUUUCUUUAUUUAUUUUGUGCCUCAUUUAUUACCCAAAAACAGUUCUUUUCUUUCUUUUCACUCUUUUUAAGCAAGAAAGUUCUAUAAAAAUCAAACCUUUUUCAAAUAAAAACCAUAUUUGAUGCUUCUUUACUACUCAAACUUCUGGGUAUUUCUCAUAUAAAUUGAACUACUGUUGAAAAUUUUAACCUCUACCCUCUUACUAAUUAUUAUUGAUUUCUCUCCCCAAACAAAAUUAACAAAAUGAGUGCUUCAAAGUUUAUUAAAUGUGUUACUGUUGGAGAUGGAGCUGUUGGAAAAACAUGUAUGCUCAUUUGUUAUACUAGUAACAAAUUUCCUACUGAUUACAUUCCUACUGUAUUUGAUAAUUUUAGUGCUAAUGUGGCUGUUGAUGGAAGCAUUGUCAACUUGGGACUUUGGGAUACUGCUGGUCAGGAAGAUUAUAGCAGGUUAAGGCCAUUGAGUUACAGGGGUGCAGACAUAUUUGUGUUGGCAUUUUCUUUGAUCAGCAGGGCAAGUUAUGAAAAUGUCCUUAAGAAGUGGAUGCCGGAACUUCGUAGAUUUGCACCCAAUGUUCCAAUUGUACUUGUUGGAACAAAACUAGAUCUUAGGGAUGAAAGAGGGUAUGCUGAUCCUACUGGAUCAAAUAUCAUAACUCCUGCUCAAGGAGAAGAGUUACGGAAGCAAAUUGGUGCUGCAGCUUAUAUAGAGUGCAGCUCUAAAACUCAGCAGAAUGUCAAAGCUGUUUUUGAUACUGCUAUCAAAGUUGUUCUACAACCUCCAAGGAGGAAAGAAGCACCAAGGAAGAAGAAGUACAAAAAGUCUGGUUGUUCAUUCGUGGGAAUUAUGUGUGGAGGUUGUGCUGCCUAGUUGGCGCAUUUGGAUUAGAAAGAGGAGGCUCACCUCCUACUCUUUUUGGACGAGCAAUGCCAUGUUUGCUGAAUUCAUCCCAAACUAAGGCAGCAGCUGGUGUGUGCACUAUAUUAUAUUGCGCGAUCUGAUGUAUGUAUGUAUGUGUUAUCUUUUGCGGAAUUAUAAGCUGCAAAGUACUGAGGGAAUUGUUCAUUCUCUCUUGGCUAUUUUGCCCUAUUUAACUCAUUAUUAGCUUCUUCUUACUUUCUUAGUUAUGUAAGAGCAUAUUCUGAUGGCAAGUUUCAGGGAUUUAGUAUUUUAGUGUAUUAUUUCUACCAAAAAAAAAUUUGGUUCUGAGUUCAUAAGCAUAUUAUGUAGCAUUUGAUUAAUUUUCUUUGCUCCUUUGUUCUAAGAUCAACUCGGGUAUGUCUCUUUGCAUGCAAAUUAUCGUUCUGACCACUGAUGUAUCCAAUGGCAAAAGAAAACAUAAUGGUAAAUUU